AUGUCACUCAUCCAAAAGUGUCAUUCAACUAUACCACGGACAAACGGUUUACUGCGGCAUAUUCAAAAAUGUUCUUCUGCAACUAACCAAUCAAAUUUUUCUACUAAUGCUGUACAUGAACAUUUAUCUAAACUUAUUCAACAACAUCAACAAGAUCGGAUAAAUUCUCAACAUGUUACAAAUGCACAUCAACUUGAAGAUACAAUCAAUCGAUCAGAACAACAACAAAGACUGAUAAAGAAGUUACGUAUUCUACUUUUAUCAAAUACGCAUAAUUCGAUGUCACAAGCUGUUUAUUUAAUGUUAACCCAAAUGGGACAUAAUGUUAUGAUUGCAAUGGCUUUAUCGUCAUCACAAAUGGAACAGGUUGCAACUGAAUUAAAUCCAGACUUAAUCAUAUGUCCAUUUUUAACGAAAGUCGUACGUGAAAAUCUAUUUAGAAAAGUUAAAACAUUAAUUGUUCAUCCAGGUAUUGUUGGUGAUCGUGGUUCACAUAGUUUAGAUUGGGCAUUACUAGAAGAACAAAAAGAAUGGGGCGUGACAAUUAUGGAAGCUGACAAGGAAAUGGAUGCUGGUCCCAUUUAUGGAACUCAAAAUUUUUCUCUUGCCAAUCUACCACUCUCACAAUUAACUAAAUCAAAAGUUUAUCGUAAUCAAGUUAUACCAGCUGCAUUACAAAGUAUAAAUAGAGCAGUAAGAAAUUUUAUCGAACAAAUUGAACCAACUCCACUUGAUUAUUCUAAUCCUACGGUUAAAGGUACACUUAAACCAACAAUGAAACAAUCACAAUGUGCAAUUAAUUGGGAAGAAGAUGAUGCAAGAACAAUUGUACGAAAAAUAUCUUCACGUGAUUCAAAUCCAGGUUUAUUAGAUAAUGCACUUUUUGGAUGUGGAAUGUAUUUGUAUGGUGCCCAUAUUGAGAAGUUGAUUAAAGUACCUCCAAAUACACCAUCGAAACAACUAUUAGGUCAACGUGAUGGUGCCAUAUUGGUUUCAUGUCAAGGUGGUAACGGAGAAGCUGUUUGGAUAACCCAUAUGAAACGUGCUAGACCGUAUAACAUUAAAUUACCAGCAACAAGAGUAAUAGAUCCUGACCAGUUAAGCACUUUACCUGUUUUAUCUGUCAGUUUUAAUACUGUACCUACAGACGUCACUUUUAAUGAAAUUUAUUAUGAAAAAAAGAACGAUAUUAUCUUCCUACAUUUUGACUUUUAUAAUGGUGCAAUGUCAACAACACAGUGUCAACGUCUCUUGCAAGCUCUCAAUGAAAUUGAACAAAUUAAUAAUUUCAAGAUUCUUGUACUAUGUGGUGGACGUAGUUAUUUUAGUAAUGGAAUUCAUCUCAACGUGAUCGAAGCUGCUGAAGAUAAAUAUAUUGAAAGUUAUGCUAAUAUUAAUGCACUUAAUGAUGUUAUUUUGAAAAUUAUGUCAAUGAAAAAUAAAAUAACAAUAUCUGCAUUGCAAGGUAAUGCAGGUGCUGAAGGUGUAAUGAUGUCAUUAGCAGCGGAUUAUGUCUAUGCUAACUCGGAAGUAGUUCUCAAUCCACAUUAUCGUACAAUGGGUCUCUUUGGAAGUGAAUAUUGGACUCAUAAUUUAUCUCGUCGUAUUGGUUAUGAUAAUGCACGUCAAAUAACAGAAGCUUGUGAACCAUUAUCAGCUCAGAAAGCAGAAGAAAUUCAUUUAAUUGAUCGUAUUCUAUGUCAAUCACCAGAUGAAUUAUUAACAAAAGUUGAAAUGAUGGCACAUUUAUUAACAAUUGAUGUUAUUUAUGAUAAUUUAAUAAAAAAGAAAAAAGAAGAAGAUGGUCCAUUAUUUUAUGAUAAACUAGCUGCAUGUCGAUCUACUGAAUUGGCCAAAAUGGCAGAAAAUUUUCGAAAUUCUUCUUAUAAUUUAGCUUGUCAUUCAUUUGUUUAUAAAAUUCCACCAGUUAUUACACCAUGGCAUAUAAAGAAACUUGGACGUGAAACAGCAAUUCGUGUUAAUGGUAAAGAAAUUGCUAAACAUAUUCAAACAAAUAUUAGUCAGAAGAUUAAAUCUUUACAAACUCGUGCAAUUGAAGCUGGUUUAACACCUCGUUCACCAGGUUUAGCUUGUCUUGUUGUUGGUAAUCGUCGUGAUUCAUUAUUAUAUGUUCAAAAGAAAAAUAGUCUUGCUUCUAGUUUUGGUUUUCUUACACAAGUAGUACACAUUAAUGACAAUCAAUCAAGCAGCAUAGAUGAACAAGAAGCAGUUAUUUUACAACAAAUUAAUCAAUGGAAUAAUGAUCCUCUGAUUGAUGGUAUUGUAGUUCAAUUACCGUUACCUGAACAACUCGAUCGUCGACGCAUCCUCGAUAAAAUUUGUUUAGAAAAAGAUGUGGAUGGAUUACAUUCUUUACAGUUAGCUGAUUUAUGUAUAUCUUCAACUUCGCCAUCUUCUUCUACUUCAUUUAUUCCUUGCACAGUUCGUGGUAUUCUUCACUUACUGGAGUUUUAUCAUGUUAAACUACCUGGUAAAGUUGUUUGCAUUGUUGGUGCUUCGAAAACAGUUGGUCUUCCAUUGGCAUUGGCCCUUUCAAGUCGCGGUUGCACUGUUACAAUUUGCACAGUACAAACAAAUCACUUACAAGAAAAAGUAGAACGAGCUGAUAUUCUGAUAGCCAGUGCUGGUGUUGCAAAUCUAGUGAAAGCAGAUUGGAUUAGACUAGGUGCUGUCGUGAUCGAUGCUGGUAUUACAGUAAUGGAAAAUGAAUUAACAAAACAAAUGACAGUCUGUGGUGAUGUUGAAAAAACUGAUAAUCUUUGGAAACGUGCAAGUUUAAUUACUCCUGUACCAGGUGGAGUUGGACCAAUGACAGUAGUUAUGCUCUUACAGAACACAAUGGAUGCCUAUAAAGCUCGUCUUACUGAAGAAAUCUUAAAAACUACUCAGAAAUAG
Adineta steineri is the source of this 2916-nucleotide messenger RNA. NCBI's taxonomy places the organism in Eukaryota, Metazoa, Rotifera, Eurotatoria, Adinetida, Adinetidae. The record is from the annotation of a GenBank genome assembly.